AUGAGGGAAUACGCAAUCCAAGAGGGUAGAAGUAUAAAUCUAGUGAAAAAUGAUAACAUCAGGUGCAAGGCGGUGUGUAAGGUCAUGGAGUGUCCAUGGGUGGCUUAUGCAUCAAGAGACCAUGAGGACACGUGUUGGCAAAUUAAAACCUUUAACGAUGACCACACUUGUCCAAGAGAGGACAAGAAUAGGGCUGCCAACAGAAAUUGGGUAUGCAGCAAGCUUGUAAAGAAGGUGAUAAAGUAUCCAAAUUUUAGACACUGCGAGGCUACAACUUACUUUAAGACACGGUUUGAUUUGACACUGAAUAAGAAUUCAAUCUCGAGGGCAUUAAUGGUUGCUAGAAGUGUGGUGUAUGGUGAUGAGAAAGAGCAAUAUAGGAUGGUUCGGGAUUAUGGUAUUAUGCUGUUGAAGACUAAUCCCAGUUCUACUGUGCAAAUAUGUACCACCCCACAACCAGAUGGUGAAGUGACCUUUGAUAGGAUGUAUAUGUGCUUAAGCAGCUGUAAAAAUAGGUUCAAGGCUGGCUGCCAUCCUUUGAUAGGGCUGGAUGGUGCAUUCCUGAAGACAAGGUUUGGUGGCCAGAUUUUGUCAGCCAUGGGGUUAAAUGCAAAUCACCAUAUCUAUGUAAUAGCUUGGGCUAUUGUCAGAGUGGAGAAUACAGAUACAUGGAGAUGGUUUCUUGAGCUACUUCAUCAGGACUUGGGUUACUAUAAAGAUCACGACUGGUGCUUUAUAUCAAAUAUGCAAAAGGGACUGAUAUCAGCAGUGAAAGAGGUGAUGCCUGACGUGCAUCACCGUUUCUGCGUCUAG
Arachis duranensis is the source of this 813-nucleotide messenger RNA. RefSeq lists its product as uncharacterized. Bases 1 to 813 code for a protein of 270 amino acids. Lineage: Eukaryota; Viridiplantae; Streptophyta; Magnoliopsida; Fabales; Fabaceae. The transcript is spliced from 2 exons. The record is from RefSeq and is a predicted model, not a curated record.